Molecule: messenger RNA, 1304 nt
Organism: Aegilops tauschii subsp. strangulata
Lineage: Eukaryota; Viridiplantae; Streptophyta; Magnoliopsida; Poales; Poaceae
Product: homeobox protein knotted-1-like 1
Biological process (GO): regulation of DNA-templated transcription
Cellular component (GO): nucleus
Molecular function (GO): DNA-binding transcription factor activity, RNA polymerase II-specific; DNA binding
Source: RefSeq, a predicted model, not a curated record
UUGUAUCGCACACGCAAGCGUCGCGCUAUAAUACGUGGCGCCGUAGUCGAUUGAAAUUCUCCAACUGACAGAAAGCAUCAGUACAGCAUCCACCCUGGGGGAGAAGGAGAUCGAUGGAGGAUCUGUACAGCAUCCACCCGGGGAUCUCGCGCCGAGGCGAGGGCGGCGCGGCCUGCAGCGUGGCGUCAGGGGUCGCCGGUGAUGCCAGCUCUCCUCCCCCUCCUCCGUCACCGGCGGAUCUGACGGAGCUGAUGAAGGCGCAGAUCGCCGGGCACCGCCGCUACCCCUCCCUCCUCUCCGCCUACAUCGAAUGCCGCAAGGUCGGAGCGCCGCCGGAGGUAGCCUCGCUGCUGGAGGAGAUUGGCCGGCCAGAGAGGCGCGGCGGAGGCGCCGCCGCCGCAGGGGAGAUCGGCCUCGACCCCGAGCUCGACGAGUUCAUGGAGGCGUACUGCCGGCUUCUGUCGCGGUACAAGGAGGAGCUGUCCCGGCCGUUGGACGAAGCCGCUUCCUUCCUCACCACCAUCCGCUCGCAGUUCACGAAGCUCUGCGGCGGCGGAGCCACCGCCACCUCGCCGCACUCCGAUGAAAUGGUGGAGUCAUCGGAGGACGAGCCAUACUCAGGGGACACCGGUGCAUCCGACGCCGGCAUGCAAGAGCAGAGCUCCCGGUUGGCCGACCGCGAGCUCAGGGAGAUGCUGCUCAACAAGUACAGCGGCUGCCUCAGCCACCUCCGGACCGAGUUCCUGAAGAAGAGGAAGAAAGGGAAGCUCCCCAAGGAUGCGCGGCUUGCUCUCGUGGACUGGUGGAACACACACUACCGCUGGCCUUACCCCACGGAAGAGGAUAAGGUGAGGCUCGCCGCCAUGACUGGCCUCGACCCGAGGCAGAUCAACAACUGGUUCGUCAACCAGAGGAAGCGGCACUGGAAGCCGUCCGAGGACAUGCGGUUCGCGCUCAUGGAGGGCGUUACCGGAGGAGGAGGGGGGUCCUCUUACGACACGACACUCUGCUUCGGCACGGACAGCAUGAGAUAGUUGCUCAUUUCCCGCGGGCAUGAAGCUCUUUUGCACGGUGGUUGUGUGACUAGCAAGGAAGGGGUACAUCAAACGAUGAGUACCCCCAUGAUCAUUUUCUCAAUUAUUGUGUAUGUAGUACAUGGGCGCCGUAAGGGAAAACUUUUCUGAAACCACUACUACAGGGUGACCUGUAAAAUCUUUUCUGAAGCUACUAGAGUACUAUAAUCAGAUUGUCUGUAUCCCCAGGGAUUGCCAGUGAAGAAUCACACUGGAUAGGGAGGAAUCAAA